Striga asiatica is the source of this 1386-nucleotide messenger RNA. The record is from the annotation of a GenBank genome assembly. NCBI's taxonomy places the organism in Eukaryota, Viridiplantae, Streptophyta, Magnoliopsida, Lamiales, Orobanchaceae.
AUGGAGGCGCUCAGAGAAACUUUUUGGGAUUUUUCUUCGCUGAUAAUGGGUUGUUUUCUUGGAUGUUUUGGGGGGAAGAAGGAUCAGAGGCGCCGGAGACGGAGGCUUAGUCGUGGCAGCCCCCAGAGACAAAGAAACCGAGUUGAGAAUGUUCACCAUGACAAAACAGUUUUAUCAAUCAAAGAGACAGUUACCAUAUCAGAACAACCAAUCAAAGAGACUGUUACCAUAUCAGAACAACCGGCCAAAGAGUUGCAAAACAAAACCGAGGCAGUGGAGCAAAGAAGUCCGAGCUCGAGCCCAAGCCCAAGCCCAAAGAAAAGAGUUACGUUUAACUCGGAUAUCACGACAUACGAGCACGUCCCGGUCCAUGACAGCAUCGAGUCUCUGCCCGAGUGCCCUGAAAAUAUCGAGAAGGAGAAAGAAGUACCUGUUGAUGAAGAAGUAGAGAGUAAACCCAUUUUCACUCGUGAUAGAAGUGUUAAUUCGGUGCUAAACCCUGUGGAGAAUACUGCUCAGUGGAAAGUUGUGAAGUCAAAAGGGACUACUAAUCUGUUGAGGCCUCCUCCUCAGAAGGAGAAUUGCGAGCUGCCUUGUGUUUCUUUAAGCUCGGAACCAACUUUCAAGAACAAAACCGAGCAGUCGAGGAAAAACGGGAAUCGAGAAGUGGCUGCUGUGGAUGCGAGUCUCUCGAACUGGCUGUCGUCGCCCGAAGUCACGCCGCCUAAGAAGAAGACGAGUGAUUUUGGUGGUUUUUUCGAGACGAGCAUUUCUGGAAAGACUAAUCUGUCUGAAGGGCGUAAUUCUGUUAGGAGCUUUGAGGAUCGGCCGAUUUUAGGUGCACUGACGGUUGAGGAGUUGAGGCAGAUUUCGGCAACUAACUCCCCUCGAAAGUCUCCUAGUCGAAGUCCGGAUGAGAUGCCCAUUAUAGGCAGUGUAGGGACAUACUGGAAUGACUCGAGUUCGAAAAAGCAAUCUGAUUAUUCAUCCUCUUUUAAUAAUGGGAUACCAAACACAAGCAGCAAGUACAGGGAGGAUAAGAGAGUUAAUUGGAACUCUAUGCCUUUUGAGGCAAGACUGGAGAGUGCUCUGCUGAGUCAAGGUGCAUCAUAGUGGAGUUUGUUAUAUGUGAUUUUGGCUUUAUGAUAAUCUUUGUUUUGUUUGCCAUGAGAGAGAAGAUUUGUUGCUGUUUGUGAAUUUCUGCUGGGAGUUUUAUGCAUAUUUUAAUUGAUUCUUUUUCUUGUACCAUUUGACAUUGUGUGUGUAAUGCUUGGCUUGUGAAAUGUGUGUACACCGUUGUGUAUUGGUUUGUUUAUCAAGACAUGUAUAUUGCAUUUUGGUUUGACUUAUUCUGAUGUGUAGUAAGCAAGUCUUGUUCUCUUCUAG